Messenger RNA from Saccostrea cuccullata (small rock oyster), 827 nucleotides. RefSeq names its product toll-like receptor 4. Gene Ontology annotation, molecular function: transmembrane signaling receptor activity. Gene Ontology annotation, cellular component: plasma membrane. Gene Ontology annotation, biological process: immune response; inflammatory response; toll-like receptor signaling pathway. The coding region runs from base 114 to 827 and encodes 237 amino acids. The record is from RefSeq and is a predicted model, not a curated record. Lineage: Eukaryota; Metazoa; Mollusca; Bivalvia; Ostreida; Ostreidae. The transcript has a single exon.
UCUUAACAAAAUCUGACAUUGACAAUUUAUUAACAUUAAAUAAGAAUUUUACAAUACAUAUCGAAGGAAACCCAAUAAAUUGUGAAUGUACGCACAUUUUUUCUCUAAAAUGGAUGAAAGAAAAUAAAAUCAGAUUUGGAGAUCUAAAAAGCACUAUGUGCGUCAGCCAAUCGGUGUCAUUAGCAGAAUUUUUUCAGGAAAAGGCAUUUAUAGAAUUUGAAAAGAAAUGUCAAGAAAACAUGUGGCUGACAUGUUCUAUUAUUAUGCUAGUACUUCUACUUACAACAAUACUGACAGCAGCAUUAGUCAAAAAAUAUCGUGUUCAUGUUGAUUACGUCAUUCUGCGCCUGCGUAGUCGAUGGAAAGGUGUCGUGCAUGUUGUAUAUCCAAAAACAUUUCAGUUUGACGCUUUUAUGUCAUACGCAGAAGAGGACGACCAAUUAGCCUGUACAACUCUGUAUGGAGAGCUUCUCUCCUUAGGUUUCCUAAUUAGUUUUCCGGAUAAAGACUUUAUACCUGGUAUUUCAAAAGCUGAGCAACUUUUGCACUAUAUUGAUGUUAGCCGGAAAGUCAUUUUUCUCGUGACGGAAAAUUUCCUGGAGAGUGGGUGGGAUACGUAUGCCAUUCAGAUGGUGGUCACUCAUGCAUUUCACAAUCACAGAGAAAAAUCCAUGAUAGUGAUAAUAAAAGACAGUAUUCCUGUAGAAAGAAUGCCAAAGGACCUAAGAUACAUAUGGUGGUCUAUCAAAAGUAUCCGAUGGCCUGAAAAUGGAGAGAACAUGAUGAUAUUUUUGCAGGAGUUAUCUACUGCUUUGCACUCUAAUUAA